Molecule: messenger RNA, 1326 nt
Organism: Ixodes scapularis (black-legged tick)
Lineage: Eukaryota; Metazoa; Arthropoda; Arachnida; Ixodida; Ixodidae
Product: hydroxyacid oxidase 1
Exons: 8
Coding region: 78-1232 (384 amino acids)
Molecular function (GO): FMN binding; oxidoreductase activity
Source: RefSeq, a predicted model, not a curated record
AGGAACUUCAAGCAUUAAGAGAACGUGCCGAAUAAUAGACGUGCUGGUCUCAACUGAUUCGACGAAAACCUCGAAGCAUGAAGGAAGGAAAUGGUCUGCCUCCCGCCACGAAAGUCACCUUCGCUGCUGCGGAUGACGACGUCGUGGUGACGCUGGACGACAUUGAACGCCUCGCAAACGCCAGCCUGAAUCCGCGGUACUUCGUCUACUACAACUGUGGUGCAGAGCAGGAGCAGACGCUUCGGGAGAACAAGUCGGCUUUCAUGAGGUUACGCCUGCGUCCACGGGUGCUAAUGGGCGUCGCGGUGAGGAACACGGAGGUGACCCUACUCGGAGACCAGAAGCUCUCCCUCCCCGUGGGCAUCUCGCCCACAGCAGCUCACACGGGAGCCCACCCGGAUGGUGAAGUGGCUACCGCAAAGGCUGCACAGAAUGCGAGGACCGUAAUGGUUCUGAGCACCUUUUGUGGCACCUCCAUCGAAGACGUCCGGAGCGCGGUUCCCGAUGGGCUCCGCUGGUUCCAGCUGUCCAUCUACAAGGACCGCGACUUUACCAGGAGUCUCAUGGAGCGCGCCGAACAAGCGGGCUUCAAGGCACUCGUGAUGACCGUGGACGUGCCCGUGCCGGGACUCUGGAUAAAAAUGAGAAAGGCAGCGAGCAACAGCAUUAUCACCGUAUUGGGCGCGCCCGGGAUGCCCCGUGCGGAAACUUGGAAUGGCCUUUAUCGCGAUGUUCUCGAUGCCUCCGUGACCUGGGAUGACGUCACCUGGCUCAAGAGCAUCAGCAAGUUGCCCGUGAUUGCGAAGGGGAUUCUGACAGCCGAAGACGCCGAGGAAGCUGUCAAGCACGGGGUCUCGGCCAUCUUGGUUUCUAACCAUGGUGGACGACAACUGGAUGGCGUCCCGUCAACAAUCGAAGCCCUCCCCGAAGUCGUGAGGGCGGUUCGGGGUCGUGUCGAGGUCUACGUGGACGGAGGCGUGCGUCGAGGUACGGACGUCGUCAAGGCGCUGGCCCUGGGAGCCAGGGCGGUCUUCGUCGGACGACCCGUCCUCUGGGGGCUGGCGUACAACGGUCAAGCCGGCGUGAGCAGGAUGCUGGAAAUACUAAGGGAGGAGUUGGAUCGGGCACUCGCGCUGAUGGGCUGUUCUUCCGUCGAUCAACUCCGGCCCGAGAUGGUUGUCCACCAACAGUACUACUCCGAUCUCCUGAAAAGACCGCAGAUGCAUCCGUGACGGUGCUGAUAGAGAAGAAGUGAAAGCUCGGGGCUCGAAAUAUUUGUGUCGUUGAAAGAGAAUAAUAAUAAUAAAAAAAAAUCUGGAACUCAGG